Dermatophagoides pteronyssinus (European house dust mite) is the source of this 1067-nucleotide messenger RNA. RefSeq names its product CD151 antigen-like. Lineage: Eukaryota; Metazoa; Arthropoda; Arachnida; Sarcoptiformes; Pyroglyphidae. Gene Ontology annotation, cellular component: membrane. The record is from RefSeq and is a predicted model, not a curated record.
ACAUUGUUCAUCUAUCAAUAAUGGAUGUAUUCAUUUUUUUCCUUUUAUUUUCUAUAUUGAUCAAUUGAUUUGUAUGUAAAAUAAUGGAAUUCAACCUGAAUGAAGAUACUAUUUGCGCCAAGCGAUUCUUGUUGGUGUUCAACAUAAUGUUCUGGAUUUCUGGCAUAAUCAUAUUCAUUUUUGGUGUUUAUUAUCUUGUACACGAUGAAUUAGCAUCAUUAUUUUUAUUAUUUUUUGCACCAAAAAAUAAUUUAGCUCUUUUACAAUUACUUGCAUGGAUUCUUGUCUUUCUUGGAACGUUAACUUUUUUGAUGGCUUUAUGUGGUUGUUUUGCUGCUAUGGAGAACAAUCGAUGUUUAUUAUUCAUUUACACAUUUUUAUUGAUGCUUACAUUCUCAUUAGAAAUGACCAUCGGUAUGUUGGCCGUUAUAUUCAAAGAGAGAAUUUUUUCUCGAUAUUCUACUAUCGAUUUUGUGCUAUUAUUACAAAGCGAAUACGGGAUCCAUUCAUCAUUCACAGCAGCUGUAGAUUUAGCACAAACAAAAUUUGAAUGUUGUGGAAUUGAAUCGCCAACCGAUUAUAAAUAUUCACGAUGGUUACAUAAACAAAUCGAAAAUCAUUUACCUGAUGAUGUACUUAUUAUAAGUCGGACAUGUUGUCGACUUGCUAAUCGUAUGGAAAAAAAUGCACAUCUUAAUCCGCGACCUAUCAAUGAAACAAUGUGCCAAUCAGAUAAUGAUGACGAAAAUCGAUCAUUUCGAAAUCAAAAGGGAUGUAUGCAACUAAUUGAUGAAUUCAUACGUUCAGAAUGUAAAAUGUUUUUAGGAUUGGGUGUUGGUUUAGCUGCAUUUUCGUUCAUUGGUAUAGUGGCCACUAUUUACUUUUGUCGUUCAGUUCAUUCAAAACCAAGACUUAAAAGAACGAAAGAAACACGGUUAAAUUGUGGACGUGAUUUUCAUUGAUCGAAUUGAAAAAAAAUUCAAGGAAAGCGAAAACGAAGAAAAUUUCAUUGAUAAAAUCGAUGAUGGGUACGUAAGUAUCAGGCAAGGUUAUUUGCCGAAAACUUU